AUGACGUGCUACAGGCUCGCGGCGGAGCGCGAUAACCCUAUAGCGUGCGCGACGCACCUGGUGAAGCCGGCGGUGGCGAUGUUCCUCGCGGGCGGCGUCGCCGGUGCGCUGGCGAAGACGUGCACGGCGCCGCUGGAUCGGCUGAAGAUCAUCAUGCAGACGUCGGGGGCGUCGAGGGCGAGCGCGGCGAGCGUGGCGGCGGCGGACAAGGGGUUGUUGGCGGCGUUCGUGGCGAUCGGAAAGACGGAGGGCGUGGCGGGAUAUUGGCGAGGAAACGUGCCGCAAGUGGUGCGAAUUUUGCCGUAUUCGAGCGCGAUGCUGUACUCGUACGAAGCGUACAAGAAAAAGUUGACGAAUAAGGAAACCGGGGAGUUGGCGGUGCCGGCGCGUUUGCUCGCGGGCGCGGGCGCGGCGUGCACGGCGACCAUCGUGACGUACCCUCUCGAUAUCAUUCGCCUUCGAUUGAGCGUGGACACGAGUGCGAAGAGCAUGGGCGACGUCGCCCGCACCAUCUUGGCCAACGAAGGGCCGCUCGGGUUCUUCAAGGGUUUGCGAGCGACGUGCAUUUCCAUCGCGCCGUACAGCGCGCUCAACUUUUGCGCGUUUGAUUUAUUCAAAAAGGCGCUCCCGGAAGAAAUUCGCAACGAAGCGCAAGGGAUCGCCACGGCAUCGCUUAUGGCGACCGCGUUGGCCACGGGUUCGAUGUAUCCGCUGGAUACUAUUCGUCGUCAAAUGCAGCUUCAAGGGAGCACGUACGCGAACAUGCUCGACGCCGGUCGCGGCAUCGUCGCCGCCAACGGCGUCGGUGGUCUCUUCCGCGGUUUCAUCCCGAACGCGAUGAAAAACAUGCCGAACAAGUCCAUCCAGCUCACCACGUUCGACGUCCUGAAGAAGGGCAUCAGGCGUUCAGAGGUGGAGUACGCCAAAGAGGUCGCUAUUUUAGCCGCCGAAAACAAAAAAAUCAAGUGA
Molecule: messenger RNA, 969 nt
Organism: Ostreococcus lucimarinus CCE9901
Lineage: Eukaryota; Viridiplantae; Chlorophyta; Mamiellophyceae; Mamiellales; Bathycoccaceae
Product: MC family transporter
Exons: 1
Coding region: 1-969 (322 amino acids)
Biological process (GO): transmembrane transport
Cellular component (GO): thylakoid membrane
Molecular function (GO): ATP transmembrane transporter activity
Source: RefSeq, a predicted model, not a curated record